CAGCCACAGCUGAGGAUUGCGGUGCAGGGGGAGCGGUGCAUGCCGGGAAGUGCGGAGACUAAAGCGUCAGGCAGCGGGGGCUAGUGCUGCGGGCAUCUGUGUGAGGGACACGCCCUGCCAGGGCACAGCUGCUGGAGGAUCAGCUCUGAAAUCCCCGGGUUCUGUAUCCGCCAUCAUGGGCGUCAGGCGCAGACUUAUGGAUUCCUUGCUGGGACUUCUGCUCCCUCUUCUUCUCCUCUCCAGACUUGGCGUCGCCAAACAAGAGCCGUGCUGGACCUGCCGGAGCCUGGUCGACAAUUUUGUUAGGGGCAUAGAGAAGACGGCCGGGCAAAACUUUGGAGGAGGCAACACGGCCUGGGAGGAGGAGAAGCUGGCAAAGUAUGAGAGCAGCGAAACGCGUCUUCUGGAGGUGCUGGAAACCGCCUGUGACAAGUCCGACUUUGAAUGUAAUAAGAUGCUGGAGCAGAAUGAGGAGCACCUGGAGACCUGGUGGUUUAAGAGACCCAGAGAUUCCAGCGACCUCUUUGACUGGCUGUGUAUGGACAUGGCGAAGCUCUGCUGCCCGGAGGACACCUGGGGGCCGGACUGCGCGCCCUGCCCCAGCGGCGCUGACAAGCCCUGCAGCGGGAAUGGGAAAUGCAACGGAGCGGGCACCCGAGGCGGCACAGGGACGUGUGACUGCUUUCCCAGCUAUGGUGGCCCCCUGUGCAUGGACUGCGCUAUUGGUUAUUACGAGGAAGCCAAAAAUGAGAGCCACCUGGUAUGUUCUGAGUGUCACCGCUCCUGCAGCAAGUGCCUGGGACCCGAGGACGAUCAGUGCGUGCUGUGCAAGAGGGGCUGGCUGCUGCAUGACAUGAAAUGUAUCGACAUUGAUGAAUGUGGCACUGUAGAUCGCUGCAAAUCGAACCAGUACUGUGUAAAUACGGAUGGAUCCUAUGAAUGCCGAGAGUGUGAUAAAUCCUGCAUUGGUUGUAUGGGCGCAGGAUCGGCACGGUGUAAGAAAUGUAAUGCUGGCUACUACCGGGACGGAGCUAAGUGCCUGGAUGUGGACGAGUGCGACAACGAGAUUCCCAAAUGUAAAGGUUUACGGGAGGAGUGCGUGAACACUGAGGGAAGUUUCACCUGCAUCUGUGAGAAGGGCUAUAUCAGGGUCGAUGGAUCGUGUAGAGCCGACCACAAAGAUGACUCUGACAAGGGCUUGUUCGAUGACAUCACAGAUGACGAGGUGGUGGUCCUGCAGCAGAUGUUCUUCGGGGUGAUCAUCUGCGCUCUGGCUACACUAGCUGCCAAAGGCGAUAUGGUCUUUACCGCCAUCUUCAUUGGAGCCGUGGCGGCCAUGGCUGGAUACUGGUUGUCGGAGAAGAGUGACAGGGUGCUCGAAGGCUUUCUGAAAGGGAGAUAGCUUCCCAUUUGCGUGGACUGGUCCCGAAUGUCUAUGGAGCUCCUCUCUGCUUCACCUGUGGGGCCCCAAAGACCUCACCGUACAGUCCUGCUGUGUAGCAGAGAUGGACCAGUAGUGGCUUGGUAGCCCAGGAACAUUUGCCCUAAGGAAUGUUCUCUCCCCUUAAUAUUGUAGAAGACACAUAAGCACAGACAGCAUCUUCUAGAAACCACUCGAAAUCUUAUCUCUAAGUAUAUGGAAUCCUUCUGCUGUGAAGAUCCGGGACUCUUUAUUAAAGGGGAAGCCUGAAGGACUCCUGGAAUUUUAGAAAUUUUUACUUAUCGGAUAUCUCCACCAUGGAGGAUGGACCUGUUGAGGAUCUCUUCUAUCUGCUCGCUAUACGUAUCCCUCAGCUUGACCUGUAAGUGCGGCGUCUUAUGAUUUGUCCGUUGCACCUUUGGCCAGGCUGUAAUAAGGGACGGAUGAUGGGGUUCAAAGGUGGCGCCCGGAGAUUUGGGGGGGCUCCUCACCAGUGUAUGGAUCCUACUGGAAAAGCAAAGACUCAAGAGCCGGGAAGACGGUCCUGAAGAUUUUCCAGUGCCAUGUUGUGAAAGUGAAGGUCAGAACAUGUGACAUUGGGGUCUAAUGGUUAUAAGAUGAUGGAGCUUCAUGUUUUGUUUUUACCCCCCCCCCCGUACUGAAGCUCAGGGGUUACCCUAUCGAACCAGAUAUGUCUUGUAGGGUUGAUACUGUUGAGAUCAACAAUACCUGUCUUGUGAAUAUCCUUUGGGUUGGUCCUGAGAAAAUGAACUUUUUCUACAAAUUUGUUAAUUAGGUCCCCAGAGCACUGCGGGGUCACUGACCGCCUGGCCCUGUAUUUUUGUAUUUUGCUCCCACUCAGUCUACACCAGGCAUGCUCAACCUGCGGCACUCCAGCUGUUGCAAAACUACAAAUCUCAAUUCCCUGCUGUAAGCUGUUCGGGCAUGCUGGGAUUUGUAGUUUUGCAACAGCUGGAGGGCCGCAGGUUGAGCAUGCCUGGUCUACAGUAUUGACAUGUGAUGCUGGGGAAACAAAUGCACUGCGCAAGCGCUGAUGGUGUAGACGAUGGCGCAGACAUAAGAUUGCAGGAGAGGUGCCCAACCACAGCCAUCAAGGGGGAGAGGCUGUCGGGGUGUAGGAGUUCGGGCCUCCCCUCAGUGCUCUGCAGACCUAGACCUAACUAACAUAUUAGUAAAAUAGACAUUUUUUCAGAAACUGUGCAACGGAGCUUCAUUGAGAGAUCCUUUCAUUCGCCAGGAUGAACCCUGCCAGACACUAAGUCUGGUUUCAUGGGGUUGAUCCUGCUUUUAUGUCUUUAGAAAAAGAAAAAAAAAGUACCGUAAUCGCACCUUUUUGGGAGUGUCCAUAGUCUACCUUUUGAAGGGCAUGAAUACUUCUGCAACCAAACUAAACCUAAAAGAAAAAAAGAGGCCGCUUUGCGGAGAGACUUUAUUAAAAUUCUCCCAUUUUGUGUACACAGCUCCUGUGCAGAUCUAUAUGUAACCAUGGUAACAGCAAUAAAAGCAAACCUUUAGGCUGGAUUACAGAUGAGUUGUGGUUUAAAAAAAAAAUAAAAAUUAUAUAAUGCAAUUUUAUUUUUUAUUUUUUUGCAUUUGGCAUCCUGCAGUUAGUAGAAGAGGGAGCACAAUGAAGAGUGACUUGUGAUGGCAAUAUCAGACUACGCAGGGUUAGCUUGUAGUCUGUAACCAUGGAGACACACAGGUCUGCAUAAGAGCCGGAUGCAGAAAAUAGUGGAAUACAGAUUUUUUUUUUUUUUUUUUUUUUUUUGUAAAACGGUAACAAAGUAGCACCAUUCCACAUCCUGGAUAUAUCGGCAUCAUAAAAUGCUUCUACUGUAUUGUAUUCCAGUUCCUUCCCACCCCAGCGCACACCAACAGGUAGCGGCCAUUUUUCUAACUUAUUUUAUAGAAGUUUUGGUAUGCCAAGGGUUAUCUACAAAAAAUAAAGUGAUUAAAAAUACAUCUGGGGAGAUGGAGGCUCCGACUACAUAUCGGCAAGAGUUACCGACGUGGAGAGACGAUUCUGCAUGUUACAUCAGGAGUCUCCAAUCUUAGGCACUCCAGCUGUUGCAAAACUACAACUCCCAUCAUGCCCUGGCAGCCUUUGGAGGGCCACAGGUUGAGACCCCUGUGCCCCAUUAUUUAUUUGUAUGUUUGGAUUGGCUGUUUGUCUUAAUUUAUUUAUCUCAGGAUAAUAAACUUAUUUAAACCUUUUAA
Molecule: messenger RNA, 3658 nt
Organism: Bufo gargarizans (Asiatic toad)
Lineage: Eukaryota; Metazoa; Chordata; Amphibia; Anura; Bufonidae
Gene: CRELD1
Product: cysteine rich with EGF like domains 1
Exons: 11
Coding region: 176-1402 (408 amino acids)
Molecular function (GO): calcium ion binding
Source: RefSeq, a predicted model, not a curated record